AAUUUAUAAGCUUAAAAUGUGUAAGUACAUCUACUGUCAAGUUAUUGAAUUGAACUGGCAAUACCCCCUGCCAUGUGGUUGUCAAAUGAUAUUAUGGGUUCAAGAUUAGGUAAGCAAAAUAAGAUGAGUGAUUCAGAGGAAGAUGGUAAUCUACCACCUCAACAGGAAUGUUUAGAAAGAUGUAAACAAUUUGCAGAAUUAACAGGAACAGAUAGAGCCUUGGCUAUGUUCUAUCUUCAAGAUCGAGAAUGGGACCUGCAGAGAUCUGUAAAUGAUUAUUUUGAGAGUAUGGGAAAAGCUGGUGGGAGUGAUGAUGAUGUACAAGUGGUAUCUCCACCAGCAACCACCACAGUCAAUGAUACAGAACCUCAUCGACUUCGAGUAUUAUCAUGGAAUAUUGAUGGGCUUGAUAAACUUAAUCUAGAAUCUAGAACUAAAGCAGUUUAUGAAAAGAUCAAGGCUGAGAAUCCACAUGUAGUGUUUCUACAAGAAGUAGUACCACCAUCUGAGGCUAUGAUCAGAGCUAAUUGUAGUGAUUAUAGAUUCAUCUCUGGCUAUGUUCAUGGUAGUUUCCAAUAUUAUUCAGCAAUCUUACUCAAGAAAGAUUUCCUCACAAAGUUUGAUAGUUCUGAUAUUAUCCAGUUUCCUGGAAGCAUUAUGGGUCGAAACCUUCUUAUAGCUAAGGCUACUAUUAAAGGUAUCAAGUUCAGUUUUAUGACAGCUCAUUUAGAAAGCUGUAAAGAACAUAGUAAAGAAAGGAUGGAACAACUAAGAUCAGCGUUUAAGAAAGUAAAAGAAUUUGAAAAAGAUAGAACAGUUAUAUUCGGAGGAGAUCUUAAUAUUAGAGACACGGAGAUUGCUAAAAUGAAUGGAAUUCCAGAAAAUAUAUUUGAUCUAUGGGAAGUGACCGGAAAAAGACCAGAAGCUAAAUUUACUUGGGAUAUGAACAGAAAUGACAAUAAUGAAUUUGGAGGACAAUUUAAACCAAAGUGUCGUUUUGACCGACUAUAUAUAAAACAUUCCAUACCCCGUACAGUAAACCCUGUUUAUUUUGAACUGGUUGGAUUAGAGAGGCUGAAAAAUUGUCAAAGAUUUGCAAGCGAUCAUUGGGGGUUAUUGACACAUUAUGACAAAGUGUAAUCAAUAGGGUAUUGAUUGUGUUUGAUUGUUAAAGUAAGAGCAGAUCAAGCUUCAAUGUUGAGGAAUUCAGAAUUGUUAUAUACUUGAAUCAAGAAUGUUAGGUGUCAGGACUGUGUAAUAAUUUACAAAGUAGAUUCCUUUUGUUUUAAGUUAAAGCAAAACAAGAUUUUGAGGUUAUAAUACAUCAUAUCUAUAUUAUAAAGCCAAAUCCGUAAAUAAUAUUUCUCUGAAAUUUAUUCUAUAUUUUAUAAAACUCAAAAUCCGAAUAUAUUUCUUUGAUUCAGCUUUUUACUGAGAAAUAUCGGCAUUUAAGCUUACUUGAUUCCAAAAUGCUAAUUUGCUUGUUUUUACACAAUAUGUUUAAGUUUUAUGUACAUAGUAUCUUUAAAGUUGUUUUGUACGCUGUGCUGUUAUAUUUGUAAAUAAUGAAAAUAAAGAAAUCAUUCCUGUUAA
Patella vulgata (common limpet) is the source of this 1593-nucleotide messenger RNA. RefSeq names its product tyrosyl-DNA phosphodiesterase 2. The transcript is spliced from 7 exons. Gene Ontology annotation, biological process: double-strand break repair. Bases 73 to 1140 code for a protein of 355 amino acids. Lineage: Eukaryota; Metazoa; Mollusca; Gastropoda; Patellidae. Gene Ontology annotation, cellular component: PML body; cytoplasm. Gene Ontology annotation, molecular function: protein binding; 5'-tyrosyl-DNA phosphodiesterase activity; single-stranded DNA binding. The record is from RefSeq and is a predicted model, not a curated record.